UCUCGUCUGCCAAAACACGAGUGAGUUAGAGUGGUGUCCCUUACUAAAACAACCAUGGCCACCGUACACGUGCAGGAUGGUAGUUCCUCGGAUAACACCGAAGACAGCGAUCAAUAUGGCAGCAAUGACGAGGAAGACAGUGAUUCUGAAACCAGUCUUAAGGACAAUGCAGCAGACGAAGACCACAAUGACGAAGGAAGACAGUGGUUCUGAAAUCAGUCUUAAUGACGAUGCAGCAGACGAAGACCAAUCUGAAAAAAGUGGUCUUGCUAAUGUCAUGGCAAAAAUUCUCAGCAAAUCAACACCAGAGAAGAAGUCUGUGAUUCUUUGUCGUGGUAAAACAGACAGAGAAAUACAGAAGAAAAAACGAUCGAAAGGCAAUGAAGACAGCCGAAGUCAAAUGUGUCAGAUUCUGAUGAAAGUUUUAGUGAUGAUCCAGAAGCUAGGAAAAAAGCUGCCAAAAAAAGAAUUGGGAGAGAUAGCACGAAAGAAGCCUGAUGCACUGGACAAGGAAAAAGAAAGAAAUCUGACCAAAAUAGCCACAAGGGGUGUCGUACACGUGUUCAAUGCUGUCAACCAGAGACAGAAACAGCUAGAACAGCAGCUUGGAGAAGCAGGGUCCUCCGAACGACGCAGAGAUAAAGUCCUAUCUUCCAUGACCAAGAAGAGCUUCCUUGAUCUCCUCGAUCAGACAAAGACAGAUAGAACCUGUACAGAAGAUUCAGAAACAUGGAAUAUCUUACGAGAUGAUUACAUGAUGGGUGCAAAAAUGAAAGACUGGGAUAAGGCAGAUAGUGAUGAUGAACCAAGCAAGAGCAUGGACACACAGCGUGUAUCAGACAGUAGAUAAAACAUUUGACUUGCAUG
Molecule: messenger RNA, 867 nt
Organism: Pomacea canaliculata
Lineage: Eukaryota; Metazoa; Mollusca; Gastropoda; Architaenioglossa; Ampullariidae
Product: RRP15-like protein
Biological process (GO): maturation of 5.8S rRNA; maturation of LSU-rRNA
Cellular component (GO): preribosome, large subunit precursor
Source: RefSeq, a predicted model, not a curated record